Messenger RNA from Zygosaccharomyces rouxii, 474 nucleotides. It is a transcript of the gene IRC25, whose product is annotated as Irc25p. The record is from RefSeq and is a predicted model, not a curated record. The transcript has a single exon. The coding region runs from base 1 to 474 and encodes 157 amino acids. NCBI's taxonomy places the organism in Eukaryota, Fungi, Ascomycota, Saccharomycetes, Saccharomycetales, Saccharomycetaceae.
AUGUAUCACAAAGAAUUUACGGUUGAAUUCCCCAAGGAUGUUUUACCAGGAGGUGAAUUAGAACUGCAUAGUGUUCAUUUUAACAACAAGAUCUUGCUUCAAGUAAGGUAUAAUGGAGAGAUGGAUGCCACCUACGAAGUAGUGCCAAGAGGUUUAGAGCCAUUACAAAGACCGUUAGCAGGGUUUUCUGUCGAUGAAGAUGAUUUUUCAGGGGACCACAUGUCAGAUUGGCAAGUCAUAUGUCGACUAGGUGAUAGCAACGAUGCACAAUUGCCGGUAGUUUGUACACAGAUUGGAGAAUUGUACCGCAGGGUAAUUAUACCUAGCAAUGUGGACGGAUUGUACCAAAACGAUGAAAUUCAAAGUCGAGGUUUGGUCAUUACGAUGAGCAGCAAAAUGUGGAAGGGUAAUGAUAAAAAUUUUGAUAAGUUGAUAUUUGUUUUAGGAAGCAUUAAACAAAUGUAUAAUAGUUGA